Messenger RNA from Polyodon spathula (Mississippi paddlefish), 2072 nucleotides. RefSeq names its product receptor expression-enhancing protein 6-like. NCBI's taxonomy places the organism in Eukaryota, Metazoa, Chordata, Actinopteri, Acipenseriformes, Polyodontidae. The coding region runs from base 164 to 769 and encodes 201 amino acids. The record is from RefSeq and is a predicted model, not a curated record. The transcript has 6 exons.
UGACAGUGAAGCUGAACAAAACCGUGUCAGCAGAAUCGGUGAUUUUGCAGGAGGUCCUAUUAUAAACACGCCGGCGCGUUUUUAUUUAUCUAGCUGUUUAAUUAUUUUUUUUACCUGCCAGUAUCUGUCAUUAACUUUGUUUUGUUUGGGGUUUGUUAUAAGCAUGUUCACCAAAUUAAAAGAACGUUUUGAGAAGUUUCUUAACGAGAAGAACUUUGUAACAGACUGUCUCGCCAAAAUAGAGGAGAAAACGGGAAUCCACAGGCGUUAUGUCGCCACAGGAAGUGUGUCGUUCAUCGGCCUCUAUCUCAUCUUCGGUUAUGGCGCUUCCCUGCUGUGUAAUUUAAUUGGGUUUGUGUAUCCAGCUUAUUUCUCGAUUAAGGCUAUUGAGAGCAGUAACAAGGAGGACGACACCAAGUGGCUGACUUACUGGGUGGUGUAUGGUAUCUUCAGCGUGGCCGAGUUCUUCUCCGACAUCUUCCUCUACUGGUUCCCAUUCUACUAUGCUGGGAAGUGCGUGUUCCUGCUCUGGUGCAUGGCUCCAGUUGCCUGGAACGGCUCUCAGAUCCUGUACAAGCGCCUGGUCCGCCCCUUCUUUCUGAAGCACCAGGCCUCUGUGGACAGUGUGGUGAACGACCUGAGCGGCCAGGCCAUCCACGCAGCCGAGAGCCUGACGCGGGGAGUUCUGCACACUCUGGUUCAAACCAAGACCUUGCUGCCUGCAGACACAGGCCCUAAAGAACUGCCUGCCACUUCUCAACCAGACUAGUCACAGACCACGUCCUUGCCCAUCCAAAGUCGCAGUGAUUGCACAACUGAAUUGAGAACUCCGAACUCCUGCUUUAUAGACUUGAAGAAGCAAGCCAGAAAACUUGUUUGCGUGCUCACAGACUGAUAUGAACCCCUUCUUGUACCCCUGCCUCACACUCACACAAUCACCAAUUCAGAUUCAAGUUAACAGUUGUACAUCAGAUACUGUCAUGGCACACUCUUGUACUAGUUUCAGUAGCUGCAGCAGUUCAUCUCCCCUCCCCCUAUCACUUCUGUAGUGGCCUGUUGCAAUACAGAUUGACCUAAUUCAUUUUGUGUUAUUUGUUUAACCUUUAUUCAUUCAAGACUCCUACAGUUACACCUGUCCAUAUGGUACAGUCACCCGAAUAAGUAGCUGGUUAAUCACAACAAUGAAAUGAAUCCAGUGAAAGUUUAAUUGCAGUGUGUGAAAUUAACUGUUUAAACAAGAGCUCAUACCUCACACACAGACACACACACAUACAUUCACAAAGAGCUUGGAAGACUUCUUCCCACGUAGCUUUAAUGAAAAGAUUUCAGUGUAUCCAGUGAUCAGCACCAGUACCUCUCACAAGCACAGCACACAAUGCUUUCAUUCAGGGCAGAGUGUGUCCGCUCAGCAUUACCAAACACCCCCUUGUGACUUCUCACUUCUUGUCUGUCUUCUGUGUACAGAUUUCUUUUUAAUCCUAAUGGCGUUUUUAUUCAGACGGCCAGGGGAACAUUUAUGAGCUGUUGCAGCUACUGGGGGGGAAAACCUACAAACAGAACCACGAUUCCAUCUGUAAACCACAUACCAGUGAUCCUCGCUUGUGCCAGUCCAGCCCUUGAUUGUGAAUGGAGUGAAAGAGACACACCUGAGUACCACUGCUAUGUAAAAUAUGGUUUUCGCAAACAUCUCAAUGCACUGGAAUAUUCUAUAUUAUAAUGCAUAGAUUUUUUUUCAAAGUUUUGGCAGGGAAACUUCUCAAACCCCAUACAGUUCACACAGCUGUUUUAAAAAAAAUUCUAAAAAUGAAAUUCAAAAAUCGUGACAGACUUGGAUAAACUUCAGUGCUCUACAGUAUCAUUCAAGUAGUUUUCUAAUAACACUUAUAAGUACACUUUUGAAGGCACUAACUGAAACGUUUGACUACUUGACUUAGUUUCUUAGAUGUUUAGCUUGAUAUUUUUGACAGUAAUUGAAAGUUAUGGGUGAGUGUUUUAACAAUUAUAAUACUGAUAAUGAAUAAAGAAGAAUUUCUAUUAAUGGAACGUACAUGUAAAUGAAGGCUUUAUUUGCU